GUAAACAUUUCAAACUGCUUGAACAGGGUUUAUAUUACAGGUCCAGAUAGUUUUCCUGUUAGGAUUUUGGAGAACUUCAGCAUAGACAAGCCUCAGCAGGCCUUUUGAAAGCAUGUUUGAAACCUUUUGGUAUCUUCUUUGAAUCUUGUACUGGAGAUUACACAUUUAAUAGUAGUUAAUUUUGUUCCUAACCAUGUUUUCAAGUAAAAAAAGUUGAGGUCAGCGAGUUGGGUUGGAGACCAGUCUGUAGGCUUUUGCUGUACUUGGGGAACUCAACAAUGUCGCUCUAUAGAGCCAAGGAAAGAGACACACACUAAUGUUUUGGGGCAGGAGUGCUAGCAGAAGGGACAGGCAUAAGGACAAGAGUUAAAGAAAAUGGAGAGAAAUGACAUCAGGUGGUAGAUAAUCAGGAGAAGAUACAAUGUACAAGUAGAAAAGACCUAUCUGUAGAAAGACACAAGGGAAGAGGAAAGCUUAACAUGUAAGAAAUGUUUAAGUGGGCUGAAAUUAGUUAAAGCCAGCUGCUGGAUAGAGUAGAAAGAUUUCAUUGGACAAAAUGUCUUUGUCACACUUUAUAUGCUAGGUGGUGGUAUUUUUCUGUUAGGAGUUUGAGAAACACAUGACUGUCCAUGCAUGGCAAUUAAAUUCACCGUGCAAUAAUAUGCAACUGACUUCUUCCCUCAGAUAUGCCAAGCAUCUCCUCCUGCAAUUCAACUUCUUAAAAAUCAUCUUUACUUAGUCUGUGUAAUAGGCUUUCUUUUUCCCAUCCUCAAGUUUGGUGGAUAUGUUUUUCUGGUUUUUUUUUGUGUGUGUGUGUGGUUUUUUUUUUUUUUUUGGUCUUUUUCUGACCAUCAUUUUUCAUGCUUGCUAUCUCUCACAAACAUGAGUAUCUUUAUCAGAACCUCCCCCUUUUUUUUCUCCCCUACUUUAAACUGGAUUUUCAAGAUAACUUCUGGGAGGUACUGUAAUCUGAGGUUUACUUUACCCAUGCAUAUGUUCUUUUUCUCUCAGCUUCUUUUUCCCUCACCAGAUAAUGCAAAAAUUAAUAGGUCUUCUAUGAUCGUAAAUUUGUAGGGAUGCAGGAAAAGUACUGGAAGUUCAUCUGUCAUUUGGUUGCCAUACAAAUCUGAAGGAGCAUGAGGCUAGAACAGGGGAAUGAGGUGACUUUAGCAAAGGUAGUGGAAUAUUGCUUCUGAAGUAAGGAGUUGCGUAUCAAGUAUGUUUUAAAGAGGGGCAGUGUUGAUCUUAAUCUCUUUGUAUCAAGCAGAAUUCUAUAUGAGGAAGGAUCUUGGGUCCAGUUACAACGUGAUGUUUCCAUUAAUAUAUGAGAAAUUAUAAAACUUAAAAGUGAUACCAGGAAAGGCAGCAAUAAUUUCAGAGGAUAGGAUUUGAAUUUAAAGUUAAUUAAGAUACAUUACCUGGAAAAAAGUUACGUGGUUUGAUGGGAACAAGUGCAGACUAUAGCAUGUGAAUAAAAAUGGUCAACUCUACAAAUACACUCUAGACACUAGACUGCGGUCAUGUAGAAGAGGAUCCAAAUGUGAUAGUAUAUCACAACAUAAAUAUCAUCAGACAUGAUGAAGCAUGUGAAGCAAUCCUUCUUUAUUUGGUGCUGUUGGGGCCUCAGAUGGGGCACUGUGCUCAAUUUUGGGCACUGUACUUGAGAAGGAUGUGGCUGAACUAGAGAAAUUUCAGAAGAGGGUAUGAAGACUGAUCAGAGGUCUAGAAGAAGGAAAGACUGAAAGAAAUGGGUCCAUGUAGUCUACAGAAAUAAAAGAUGAGUAGAGAUGCAAGUCUUUAAGCUGCAUAAAAGUGUUUAUUACAAAGCGUUGUAAACUUAUUUGCCCGCUGGGGAUAGGACAAAGAAAUGGUCUUAAACUAUAGGAAGAAAGAUUUUAAGAUGCUGUUUGAUCUUACAAUUCCUCUUCAUUCCGUAGUUCAUUCACUUAUUUCUCCUCUCCAUUCUUUGUAAUGUGGCACUUUUAAAGUCAUGAACUGAUGGAAGCAUCUGAACAGGGGGAAGGAAUAGGGAGGGAGAGAUGGUUUGUCUGACAGUUGAUUUUCUGUCGGGUCAACUUCUUUAACCUAAUCACCCCCUGGCUGCAUCUCCACUAAAUUCAAUGGGAGGAAAAAUAGCAGGAGCACAUGGCAAGGGGCCGUGGGAUUAUGUGUAACGUCAAACUGCACCCUCGGGCUAGAUAUUAGGAUAAUCUGCCUAAUGGCAAGCAUAAUGAAGCACUCAAAUAGGCUAAGGAGGGUGUGAAAUCUACCUUAGUGGUGGUGUUUUAAGAACAAACUAGACACACAUCUACUGGGAAUAAUUCUGACACAGUCUGGCCUUUUGCCCAUGGCCAGGGUCAACUAAGUGAUCAACUUCUUCAAAUACCAUCCAAUCCCACUUUCUGUGAUUCGUGCAACUUCUUGAGUAGAUGCAAGCAGUAAGAUUAAUCUUGUAUGUUAUGAUUUAGAAGUGUUGUGCACUUGCUAUGUAGGUUCUUCAGUGACUAGACCUGGUAUGUGGGAGACAGAGGAAUAGCAGUCUUGAGCUGUGUCCACAAUCAGCAAGGUUAAUGCAAUUUAAAACAGCAGUUUGUAAUUCCUGACUGGUAUGAUUUUUAAGUUCUUCUGUGAGCACAUAAGAGCUCAAGUAUGUUUCUUAAGCUAUGCAGAUACUGUUUAGACUAGAUUUGCUUUUGGCAACGGUAUGUUCUGGCCCCCUUUGAACCAUUUUAGGACUAAUAAGAACAGUCCUGGACUACAGGUAGACCACUGUUACUUGAGGUAGACUCUUCUUCCGAAUCUAAUUAUGUAUAAAUUUAGUGAUUACCCAUUUAGAAGGUAACCAGAUCAGGAAAAUUUUUUUGGGAAGAACUAGUCCAAAACCAGGGCAAAACUAGAAGGCUUUGGUUUAGGAACUGUGGAGGCAGUGAACUGUUUGUACUGAUAUAAUGCCAUGCUGAGUCAUUUGGGACCUAUUCAGCUAUCUGGAAUAGGCAUAUUCUACCUAUAGUGUUUGUCUGUGCUACUUCAAAAAGAAAAAAAAAAAAAAAAAAAACCAAAACAAAAAAACCCACAAACAAAUAAAAAAAACCAAACAAACAAAAACCAGCCAAAGCAAAACAAAAGAAAGAACUUCUGGGGGGAGCCCUUUCCCCCUAUACCCCCAGUCGUGGGGUAUGCAGCAUGCAUAAACCAUUCUGAAAUGGACAAACCAUGAAGAAAAGGCCCUUUUAAUUCUUCUGGGAGGUCUGCUUUGGGUCCACAGGAGCUAGAAGAUUGUCAAGGGUGAACACGGUGUUUGUCUACUUAAGAAUCUGUUUCAGGGAGGGGAUGACCGCCGGGUCUUACUUUGGCGUAUGGAAGAAGCCAUCCACUCAAGAGUCAAACCAGUUCAGCUGAAAGGGGAGCAUCACUCUAAUAUCUUCUGCCUAGCUUUCAAUAGUGGCAAUACAAAAGUGUUCUCUGGAGGCAAUGAUGAGCAAGUUAUACUCCAUGAUGUUCAAAGCACCGAGACCUUGGAUGUGUUUGUCCAUGAAGAUGCAGUGUAUGGCCUUUCAGUGAGCCCAGUAAAUGACAACAUCUUUGCCAGUUCCUCAGAUGAUGGCCGGGUUCUCAUUUGGGACAUCCGAGACUCUUCCCAUGGAGAGCCCUUCUGCUUGGCACACUACCCAUCAGCCUUUCACAGUGUGAUGUUUAAUCCAGUAGAACCCAGAUUACUGGCUACUGCCAACUCUAAGGAAGGUGUGGGACUGUGGGAUAUUCGUAAACCUCAGAGUUCCCUGCUUCGCUAUGGUGGAAACCUCUCACUUCAGAGUGCCAUGAGUGUCCGGUUCAACAGCAACGGAACCCAGCUGCUGGCACUGCGUCGGCGCCUUCCCCCAGUCCUCUAUGACAUCCACUGCCGGCUGCCUGUCUUCCAGUUUGACAACCAAGGGUACUUCAACUCAUGUACUAUGAAGAGCUGCUGUUUUGCAGGUGAUCGUGAUCAGUACAUCCUUUCGGGCUCUGAUGACUUCAAUUUGUAUAUGUGGAGGAUUCCUCCAGAUCCAGAAGCAGGUGGCAUUGGCAGGGUCGUCAAUGGUGCUUUCAUGGUAUUGAAAGGUCAUCGGUCGAUUGUAAACCAAGUCCGGUUUAAUCCUCACACUUACAUGAUCUGUUCUUCUGGUGUUGAAAAGAUCAUAAAGAUCUGGAGUCCUUACAAGCAGCCUGACUGCACGGGGGAUCUGGAUGGUAGAAUUGAGGAUGAUUCGCGUUGUCUCUACACGCACGAAGAGUACAUCAGUCUUGUGUUGAACAGUGGUAGUGGUUUGUCCCAUGAUUAUGCCAACCAGUCAGUCCAGGAAGAUCCACGGAUGAUGGCCUUUUUUGACUCCCUGGUGCGCCGGGAGAUUGAGGGCUGGAGUUCUGACUCAGACAGCGACCUCAGUGAAAGCACAAUCCUGCAGCUCCACGCAGGAGUAAGCGAACGCUCCGCUUACAGCGAGUCGGAGUCCUCUGCCUCUUUGCAUCACUCCCCACCCCAUGUGGCUGAAGAGUCUGAUGAAACUGCCUAUAACUUAAGGGCCUUAAGAUCAACUGAAUCCCCCUCAGCCAGAGAAGAUGUGGCUUCCCGUCAGCAGAGGCUCUCUGCGCUGAGGAAGUAUCAGGAUAAACGUCUCCUGGCCCUUUCCAAUGAGUCUGACUCUGAUGACAAUACCUGUGAGGCAGAACUAGAUACGGACCUUUUCCCACGGCCACGGUCCCCGAGCCCUGAGGAGAACGAAUCCAGCAGUUCCAGCAGCAGCAGCAGUACAGAAGAUGAAGAGGAACUGAAUGAACGACGCACAUCUAUGAGGCAACGCAAUGCGCUGAGGCGCCGGCAGAAGGUGCAAAAGGAGGAAAGGACUAGCACUAACAGGGAGAACGUGACCCCCUACGUAGGUGAGGACAUCUAUGAUUACCCCCAGAUCAAAGUAGAUGAUCUUUCUUCUUCUCCAGCUUCUUCGCCAGAAAGGAGUUCAGCCAACAAAGAAGUUCUCAAAGAAAGGACAUCUCCUUGUUCAGACAGUGAAUCAGUGGAAAGAAAGAUUUACAGAGCUUACAGAUGGUUUCAUUAUUCUUACAUAUAUUCAGCUAGUAAAGAUAGUGAAUCCUCCAAAGGAGACGGAGAGAAUGAUGAAGGGAAGCCAGGAACUAGUGGAAGGCACAGUACAGCACACUUGCCAAAUAAGGAAGAUGCUAGGAACUUGAGUUCAGUAGUUCCUCAAGGUUCCCCAGCUCUUUCUACUGAAAGCCACAACAAAGAGACUUUAAAAGAAUGUGGCUUUAUAGAAAAUUCUAGUAAUGGUCAAGCUCAUGAAUGUGACAAUCAGCGGCAGAUGGAGGGUCAAGAAAACACACCUGAAGACACUAGCAGUGGAGGUAUAGAGCAUUCUUUUGAGACUAAAAAGCUCAAUGGAAAAGCUAACUGCAAAGGGCUAAAUAGUUGUACUGAAGAACCUUGCAUUCAGACUGCAGGACUUGUGGAACAGAAAAAUAGUCAGAACUGUCAACCAGCAUCAAGCCAUCACUCACUGGUCCCUCCGUUCUCCGCUGUUGCCAUCUGUAGUGUGUCGGGUCACUGCUCCAGAAACCAGACUGAUGAUAGUGAGGAGAGAAGCCCCGACACCUCCUGCGUUAACCACAAUAACGGCCACUUGCAUCUUCGCCCUUCGUGCUUCAACAAUGGACAGAGUUUUGGAGAGCAGGAGACUGCGACGCAAGGACUACAGGUGCACUCAAAUGCUGAUAGUGGCAACCUUGUACAGAUGGGUGUCACCUUGCACAAAGACUGCUGCCUGUCUGACAUGGACUCCAACAGCUACAGCGGGAGCACAAGAGAGGAUACUGCUGACUUGCAUCCUACGGGCAGUGAGAGCACUCAGUCUCUCGGAGGACUGAAAAGACACAGAGUGGAGUUGGAAGAUGCAGAUUCAGAGAGUCCAUCCUUAGAAAAGAAGUUAAAAACAUGAUAAAUGCGAAUGUCUGUCGUAGUGUGCACUCUCUCUCAAAAAAAAAAAAAAAAAAAAGGAAAAAGAAAGUAUUAAAGGCACAUAGAGUUUGGGUCUGAAACAUUGCGUUUGGUUCUCCAUUCCAUUCUUCAGUGGGUCUGUUUUAGAUUGCCAAUGGUUCAUGCUGUAUAAAAAUCCAACUUACUCCUUAAUGAGACUGAGUCUAGUGUACCCGUACAGGUUCUGUUUAAAGUAAAUCCUUAUUAAGACGGUUGAAUGAAUUA
This is a messenger RNA of Tyto alba (common barn owl), 6253 nucleotides long. RefSeq names its product DDB1 and CUL4 associated factor 5 (gene DCAF5). The record is from RefSeq and is a predicted model, not a curated record. NCBI's taxonomy places the organism in Eukaryota, Metazoa, Chordata, Aves, Strigiformes, Tytonidae. The coding region runs from base 3357 to 5990 and encodes 877 amino acids. Gene Ontology annotation, molecular function: protein binding. The transcript is spliced from 9 exons. Gene Ontology annotation, cellular component: cytoplasm; Cul4-RING E3 ubiquitin ligase complex. Gene Ontology annotation, biological process: negative regulation of fatty acid biosynthetic process.